This is a messenger RNA of [Candida] anglica, 1628 nucleotides long. Lineage: Eukaryota; Fungi; Ascomycota; Pichiomycetes; Serinales; Debaryomycetaceae. The record is from the annotation of a GenBank genome assembly.
CAAUUUUCUUUUAAUAAACCCUCAAUUUCCUUCAUCUAUUGAUUGUAUUUUAUAUAUACUUAUUCCAUUAUGAAAUACUUGUCAUUAAAUGGAGUAAUUAGUAUCUUCCCUUUGAUAGCUUCUGUGUGGGCCCAAUCGCCCAUUACCACUAACAAACAGCUUUCAGCUACAAAUUAUGUCACUUGUGGCGGAAUUAAAUACGAGGACAAUUCGUGGUACAACCCAAUGGUCCGAGCCACUUUGAAAGCUAUCGAGACCCAAUCUGAAGAAGAACGGGACGAAGAAGACUCUGCUGAACUCCCCUUGUUCAUUUUCCAUUACACUGACAUCCUCAAAUUGGAUGGUUUGCCAUCAAUAGAAGAACUCACAGACCCAACCCAACCUUUGGAUGGAGUUGUUGAUUACGAGAACCUCAAAUUUAAUGUGGAAGUCAAUCCAGAGUUCAAGGAUGAUGACACAAUUCGUUUCCUCAAUACCGGGUUCACCACCGUUGGGGAUGUUGUGGAGUUUAACGUUACUCAAUCAGGGAUCUAUUGUAUGUACGUUGCACCCCAUGGUAAUGUUGAAGAGUUGCACGUUGACGUUCAAUUCCAAAGUUCCUAUGGUUACAUCCCUUAUGCCCUGUACAUCAAACAUGUUCAAUCCAAGUACUAUGUCAUUCUUGGCUCCAUAAUCAUUGCUUAUUUGCUCAAUUAUAUCAUCAAAUUCAAAGUUGGGUCCGAUUUUAAGGAUUUAAACUCGGUUUCUAUCAUCACCAAAGUGGUUAUCUUUUAUAUUCUUGCCCCACUGGUGCUUAUUUCCUUGGCUAGAUAUGUCUUGUACUUUGUGUUUCUGCUGUUCCCCACAGUAAGUUUAGUAUAUGAUGAUGUUUUCAAUUGGCUCACCGCAUGCUUUGCCAUUGUUUGUCGUUGGUUUACCUUGUUGUUUUCUAUGGGGUAUGGGGUCAUUUACUACCGUAGCAGUUAUCUUGGCCCCGCUGACAGCUCUUACAAAGAACUUCCAACUAACCUUUGGUCUAGAGCAUACAUCCUUCUUCUUGCAGAUUUGACUUCAACAACCAUCUUUGCCCUCACGAAUCUGCUUAUAAACAGCAGCUACGAUGGUGACCUUUUGUUUGGCUCCCUUAACACCAUUUUCAGUGUGAUCACCAGCUUGUUUCUGCUUGUUUGGCUCAUCCAUUCAAUCAUUAGUUAUCGUGCCACCAAGACUCUUAUUGAGAAAUUCCCACCUUUCAGUCUGGUGGAAUCAAACUCUGAACUUCUUAAAUCUUUUAGACGCUCCAUCCUCAUUAUUUUCGUCCUUCCAGCGGUCUUUGGAGUAAUUUUAGGAGUCAUUUUAGGGGUCAAAUCUGCCGCACAAAUGUCUCCUCCAGAAGAUUUACCCUUGGACAGUUUCCAUCAAGAAAUCGCCUCGUUAAAGAUCUUUGAAUCGAUGUAUUUCAGCGCUGGCCAAUUAACCAUUGCCGCUUGGAUUGGUGAUAUUUUCGUCUUGUCCACAGUUGGUGCUCUUUUCUUUAUCUGGAUCAAGAAUAACUAUGGGGUUUGUAGAGGUAAAGAAGCCGAUGACUUCAUCAUUGACGAUGAAUAAUUUUUAAUUUACAUAUCUAAAAUUGAAUAGCAACUUCCCAC